Molecule: messenger RNA, 2505 nt
Organism: Limanda limanda (common dab)
Lineage: Eukaryota; Metazoa; Chordata; Actinopteri; Pleuronectiformes; Pleuronectidae
Gene: dnm3b
Product: dynamin 3b
Exons: 20
Coding region: 1-2505 (834 amino acids)
Cellular component (GO): microtubule; cytoplasm; membrane
Molecular function (GO): microtubule binding; GTP binding; GTPase activity
Source: RefSeq, a predicted model, not a curated record
AUGGGAAACCGUGGCAUGGAGGACCUGAUCCCGCUGGUCAACAAGCUGCAGGAUGCCUUCAGCUCCAUCGGCCAGGCCUGCAACCUGGACCUGCCGCAGAUCGCGGUGGUCGGCGGCCAGAGCGCGGGGAAGAGCUCCGUGCUGGAGAACUUUGUCGGCAGGGACUUUCUACCCCGUGGAUCUGGUAUUGUCACCCGUAGGCCACUGGUUCUGCAGCUUAUCAGCGCCACUGCAGAAUGGGCUGAAUUCCUCCACUGCAAAGGGAAGAAGUUCACAGACUUCGAUGAGGUUCGCCAGGAGAUCGAGGCGGAGACGGACCGAGUCACCGGGGGCAACAAAGGCAUAUCUGCCGUCCCCAUCAAUCUGCGGGUUUACUCCCCACACGUACUGAACCUGACGCUCAUCGAUCUACCGGGGAUCACGAAGGUGCCAGUGGGAGACCAGCCUGUAGACAUCGAGCAGCAGAUCAAGGACAUGAUCAUGCAGUUCAUCACCAGAGAGAGCUGCUUGAUCCUGGCCGUCACUCCGGCCAACACUGACCUGGCCAACUCUGAUGCCCUGAAAAUGUCGAAAGACGUCGACCCCCAGGGAACGAGAACCAUUGGAGUUAUCACCAAACUGGAUUUGAUGGAUGAGGGCACAGAUGCUCGAGAUGUGCUGGAGAACAAGCUGCUGCCGCUGCGAAGAGGUUACAUUGGAGUGGUGAACCGCAGUCAGAAGGACAUCGAUGGCAAGAAAGACAUCAAGGCUGCGAUGGAUGCGGAGAGGAAGUUCUUCUUGUCCCACGGAAGUUACAGGCACAUGGCUGAAAAAAUGGGCACCCCCCGCCUGCAGAGAGUACUCAACGAGCAACUGACCAACCACAUCCGGGACACCCUGCCAGCUUUCCGCAGCAAGCUGCAGUCCCAGCUGUUGGCUCUGGACAAGGAGGCCGAGGAAUACCGUGGAUACCGACCUGAUGACCCGUCGCGUAAAACCAAGCAGCUGUUGCAGAUGGUGCAGCAGUUCUCUGUGGACUUUGAUAAGAGGAUUGAGGGUUCAGGAGACCAGGUGGACACGGUGGAGCUGUCGGGCGGAGCCAAAAUCAACCGCAUCUUCCACGAGCGUUUCCCCUUUGAACUGGUCAAGAUGGAGUGUGAUGAGAAGGAGAUGCGACGCGAGAUCAGCUACGCCAUCAAGAACAUCCAUGGUAUCAGGACCGGACUCUUCACCCCCGACAUGGCGUUCGAGGCCAUAGUGAAGAAGCAAGUCAUAAAGCUGAAGGAGCCCUGCGUCAAGUGCGUGGACAUGGUCAUCCAGGAGCUGAUUAACACUGUGCGCCAGUGCUCCAACAAGCUUGAAUGUUUCCCGAGGCUGCGCGAGGAAACUGAGAGAAUUGUGACCUCUCAUAUCCGAGACAGAGAGAGCCGCGCCAAGGACCAGGUUCUGCUGUUAAUCGACAUCCAGCUCUCUUACAUCAACACUAACCACGAGGACUUCAUUGGCUUUGCUAAUGCGCAGCAGAGGAGCAGUCAGACCAAUAAGAGCCAGAGCUCGGCAGGAAAUCAGGUCAUCCGUAAAGGUUGGUUGACCAUCAACAACAUCAGCAUCAUGAAGGGAGGAGCCAAGGAGUACUGGUUUGUGCUGACUGCAGAGAGCCUCUCCUGGUUCAAGGAUGAUGAGGAGAAAGAGAAGAAGUACAUGCUCCCCCUGGACAACCUGAAGGUCCGCGAUGUGGAGAAGAGUUUCAUGUCCAGCAAGCACAUAUUCUGCAUCUUCAAUACGGAGUCGAGGAAUGUGUACAAGGACAAUCGCACCUUGGAGUUGGCCUGUGACUCUCAGGAUGAUGUGGAGAGCUGGAAAUCUUCUCUGCUUCGUGCUGGAGUCUAUCCUGAGAAGACGAUUAAUGUCGAGAGUGAGACCACCACCACCGCAGAUAACUUCUCUAUGGACCCUCAACUGGAGCGUAAAGUCGAAACUAUUCGUAACCUGGUGGACUCCUACAUGGCUAUUGUCAACAAGUGCAUCCGGGACCUCAUGCCCAAGGCCAUUAUGCAUCUCAUGAUCGGCAAUGUCAAGGACUUCAUCAAUGCAGAGCUACUGGCCCAGCUGUACUCUGCAGGGGACCAAAAUGCCCUGAUGGACGAGUCUCAAGAGCAGGCCCAGAGGAGGGACGAGGUGCUGAGGACCCACCAGGCCCUGAAGGAGGCGCUGACCAUCAUUGGUGAUAUCUCCACCUCCACCAUCACUGUUCCGGUGCCUCCGCCUGUUGACUCAUCCUGGAUGGGGGACCAAAGUGGUUCACGCAGGUCUCCUCCAUCCAGUCCCACUGCCUCCAGGAGGAUGUCUUCAGGCCAGCGCCCGGCUCCCCGAGGGGCUCCGCCACCGCCAAAUCGCCCAGGACCCCUGGGGCCUUUCAAUAACACUGCUGACAGCCCGCAGGCUCCAAGCCGCCCAAACAGGGCUCCUCCUAGUAUCCCCAGCCGGCGGCCCCCUCCGUCUCCUACACGGCAAGCUCCACCCUAA